Oryzias latipes (Japanese medaka) is the source of this 1509-nucleotide messenger RNA. RefSeq lists its product as uncharacterized. The record is from RefSeq and is a predicted model, not a curated record. Gene Ontology annotation, molecular function: methyltransferase activity. NCBI's taxonomy places the organism in Eukaryota, Metazoa, Chordata, Actinopteri, Beloniformes, Adrianichthyidae.
CUGUAAAAUAUCACAUUUUACCCGCUUUCCUAUCGGUGGCCGCAAAAAUACAUUUCGUUUGAAUCACCACUAGGUGGCAGCAUUGCGCCUCGGACUUCUUUGGAGCUCAAGAAGAAGAAGGAGAAGCGCGUCUUCUUCUCACAAUUCUGAGGCACGUGAACAUCAAAUAUAUUCCUAAUAUUUGUGUCGACCCCCUACUGUAUUCUGUUUUGGUUCCGGUUCUGGAGGCUUAAAAAUGAACUUCGAGGCGGGCAGGUUGGAAGUCCUGCAGCUGCUGAGCAGAUUGAGUCCCUCCGAGCUGCCGAAGCUACUGGACUGGAUGAAUAACUCAGACGACCUGGAUCACCUGCUGGACGACAACAACAAGGUGAUCCUGCAGAACAUCGCAGACGACCUGAGGGCCCAGCUGCCUCUGGACGCUAUGCUGCCCUCAGAGACCACAGCCCACCUCAAGAUGCAGCAGUGCGCACGCCCCACCGUGCACGUGGACAGCUUCCUGUACUCUGACGAGCAGGUGGACUCUCUGUGUGAGGAGGGGGCCAUGAGCAGAACCUACUGCCUCAGAUGUGGAUCCACCCAGACCGCUCCUCUAGACUUCAUCUCUCACUCCUUCUCAGCGGCAGAACUUCAGUUCCUGUUCCAGAACGUCCUUCCGGACCUGAGUGGCCGGACGCUGGUGGACGUUGGCUCCAGAUUGGGGGCGGUGUUGUACGGGGGUUACGUCUACAGCUCAGCCUCUAAGCUGGUUGGUCUGGAGCUCAGUGGGGAUUUUGUCCAAAUGCAGAACGACAUGCUGCAGAAGUACCAGAUGACGGACAGAGUCCAGGUUCUCCAUGCUGAUGUUUGCACCCAAGAUGUUCUGCUGCAGAACGCAGAUGUGCUGAUCAUGAACAAUGUCUUUGAAUUCUUCAUGGAGCCCAGCGAGCAAGUCAGAGCAUGGACUUUUAUCAUGCAGAACUUCAGGAGGGCAGGAUGUCUGCUGGUUACUGUCCCCAGUCUGCAGGAGAGUCUGAACCAUCUCCAGAUUCAGUUGCAGCCGGGAUGGCUGGAGGAGCUUCCUGUGGAUCACAACGUCUAUCUGGGAAAAGAUGCAGACCCCGAAAGCCUCGCUCUGAUCCACCUGUACAGGGUCAUGUGAUCGAGGAACGUCAUACCUCAGACACACCUGUGCCAGGUCAUGUGAACAAGGAGUAUCCCACUUGUUGUUUAUGUGACAAAGGACAGCCACACCUGUCUGGGGUCAAGUAAUGACAGGCAAUCACACCUGUUCAAGGUCAUGUGACUGAAGACAUUCACCCUUCUGGUUCUCCUGUGAUAUAGACAGAGGACAGUAACGUGUGCAGGAACAAGUGACAGAACCUGUGUAGUAUCAUGUAUAUAAUUGGCUGAUGUAGUCAUUUGUGCAGAUGUGGUUACCUGAAGACAGACACUCAACAGAUCACAUAAAGUGAUUUAUAUAUAAUGCAAAUUCAACUGAUAAAUAAAGCUGUUCUCUGUCUUCCAUGCAAA